AUGUCGACCUCGGCGUCCCCCGCAAAGCGGACGUCGCAGUCCUUAGACCCAGGAAGUGAUGACGAGGGCGUGCAGACGGCAAAGCGCGUCAAGCGUGAGCAUCCGGAGCGCGCCGACACUAUCGAGGAAGACAGCGAUUACCUCGACUCUGAUGACGAGAUGGAUGACGACGAUGUCGAGGCCAAUCUUGAGGAAUUACGGCGCCAACGCGAAAUCGAGCGCAAGCGCCGCAACCCCGAGGAGCUUGCCACUGCCGGUGUGGUCAAGGAGAUCAGCCUCAUCAACUUCAUGUGCCACGAGAACCUGACAGUGACGCUGGCGGAGAAGAUGAACUUUGUCGUCGGGCACAAUGGGAGCGGCAAGUCGGCUAUUCUGUCCGGCCUCGCCGUCGCCCUUGGCGCUAAGGCCACCAUCACUGGCCGCGGCGCGGGCCUCAAGAGCAUGAUCAUGACGGGGAAGGACCGUGCCAAGGUCACCGUGACCAUGCGCAACGUUGGCGAGGAUGCGUUCAUGCACGACCUGUUCGGUGACCAGGUCGUCAUUGAGCGCAACUUUGACCAAUCUGGCUCGUCCAACUUCAAGUUUCGCGCAACCAAGGACGGCAAAAUCCUCUCGGACAAGCGCGACACGCUUACCAAGAUGUGCAACCACUGGCACAUCAACAUCGACUCGCCGCUUUGCAUGCUCACACAAGAUAACGCAAAGACCUUCCUCGCAAAGACAGACCCGAAGAUCAUGUACUCGUUCUUCCUCAAGGGCAGUGGACUCGCCGACAUCAUGGACCAGUACAAAUUGACCAAGUUCUCCCAGGAGAAGUUGUCGCGCGACCUUGCCAAUGCCACAGACGCCCUACCCGACCAGCAGGACAAGGUCAGGAAGCUCCAGAACCUGAUCCAGUACGCCGAGAAGGCUCGCAAUCUUCGCAAGAAGCAGGAGGACCUCAAGGCGCAGUUAGCCUGGGCGUUUGUCAACGACAAGGAGGGCGAGAUCGAUACCGUUCGCGGGUACAUUGAGGAGCUAAACGACAAGAGCGAGAUGCUUGAAGGGAAGCUCAGCGAUAUCGACACGGCCGACAAAAAGGUCAAGGACGACAUCAAAAUGCUCCGCGACGGUAUUGCCAGGUUUUUCGACGAUCACCGCCAGACUCAACAAGAGAUGUCGGCCAAGAGGAAGAAGCUUGGCGACGCUCGUGGAGCUCUUGCGGCUGUCAAGACCAGCGUCACAGAAUGCAAGGGAGAGAUUCAAGCCCGUGAGGAGGAAAUCACCGCGAUGGAGGACAAACUGGCGGCUGCGCGGCGGGAGGAGGAGGGCGAGGCCAAUCCAGAGCAAGUACGGCUGCAGAAACAGCUUGAAGCGGCCGAGGCACAGAAGAGCGGUCUGGUGCGCAUGCUUCCUCAGAAUGAGCGUGCUGUCGCCACCGCAAAGGCCGCGGUUGACGAAACGCAGAAUGCACUCAAGGAAGCUGAGCGCGAGUACAACGAGGCUGAGAGGAGCGUGAACGAGGUCAGCCGCAGCUUGGAAAAUCUCCAGGCUCGCCGUACAGACCGACUCGCCCCUUACGGUCGCAACCUCCGCUCGGUCAUGCAGGCCAUCGAGUCGACACAGUGGAAGCACUCCAAGCCUAUUGGGCCGAUUGGCCUGCAUGUCAAGCUUAUGGAUCCGGUGUACCGCCACUGUUUCUCGAACAUGCUGGGAAGCUCGCUUUGCUCAUUUGUGGUCCGCGAUCCUGCCGACCAGAACACGCUACAGCGCAUCUUCGAGCAAUGCGGCCGGCAACACAACUUCUCUGCCAGCCCCGUUCGUCAAGGAGGUCCCCCGAACUUCCCCUCUGUUACCCUGUACAAGGGUGACCGGUAUGAUUUCUCCAAUGGCGACCUUUACCGCCAGGGCGUCGGCGAGACGGUUCUCAGCAAACUCGAGGUGGACGAUGAGGAUGUUCUUCGUGUUCUCAUCACUGCGCAUCAGAUCGAGAGGACAUUGGUCGCCCCGAGUGACAACGAUGCUCUUGCAGUCAUGGACAGAGUUCUCGGUGCCCACAACCAAAGCAUUGUUGUCUUCUCCGCUUCCGAGUUCCGCCACAACGGACACGUCAAGAACCAUCUACGUCAAUCCGGUCCUCAGACCAAAUGGCGAGGGCCAGACAUGUUCGUCACCGACGUUGCUGCGGAGAUUGAGAGGCUGCGCCCAGUCCUCGACGAGCGUGAGGCUGAUCUGCGCACCAAGAGAGCAGAGCUUCAAGUUCGUCGACAGGAGGCCACCAAGGCGCGCGAGAAUCUUAAGAAGGCACAAGCCGACGUCGAUCGCAACAAUAAGGGCAUUCCCCAUAUUAAGCGAACAAUCGAGGCCAUCAACGACAAGUUGCAGGAGUUCCGGCCUAUCGACGGCAACGCCACCGAGAUCUCGCUCGAGGAGGUGCGUGGCGAAAAGACCAAGCUGCAAGAGGAACUCAGUGCGCUGGAAGGGAACUUGGAGGUCAAGGAGACGGACUUCAAGGAUGCGCAGACGGAGUGCGAGGCGGCUCAAACCUUACUGAACUCUUUCCAAGAGCAGCUGAGCACGAAGAAGGAUGUGCUGGUGAACCUCCAGGCCCAGGAAAGGCAGUACGAGAAAGAGCGUGUGCACUACAAGGGUUCGCUUGGACGGGCAAAGGUGCAGCUCCAGCAGGAGCAGAGCACGAUCGACGAUGCCGAGAAGACUCUGAAGACCUGGAUUCAGGCCGCUCUGGGCUUCAUGGAGCGGCCCGACGAGUUUGGCGACGCCAAAGAACUCGAGGCCCAGCGUAAGGCCGUCGACAAGCAGAUUGAGGAGGCCAAGCGCCGGACGAACAUCGACCUGGACCAGGUUGUGCAUCAACAUCUAGUUGAGAGCGAGCGUCUCGACAGGACGACUCGGUCCAUCGACCAGUUCCGCGAGAUUGAGCGUCUGCUCAAGAUCGGCUUCGACGACCGCACGAAUCGCUGGCAGAUGCUGCGCCGGAAUAUUAGUCUGCGUAUCCACUUGCGUUUCAUCGAGAACGUCCGGCAACGUGGCUUCGAAGGCCGGCUGAAAUUCGACCACGAGGUUGGAGAAGAGCUCCGUCUGGAGGUGGCGACGAGCAGCGAUGCCGCUACGCAACGUGAGAUGGUUUACAAGCGCCCAGAGAGUCUGAGUGGUGGUGAGCGGUCGUUUGUGACCGUCUCCCUCUUGCUGUCGAUGUGGGAUUCGGCGCCGGCCAACCUCCGCUGCCUUGACGAGUGGGACGUGUUCCUUGACUCGGCAAACCGUAGGAUCGCAGCGGGCCUACUUAUGGAGGGAUCGCGGGACGCGACAAGCAGGCAGUUCGUGCUCAUCUCGCCGCUCGACAUGAACGGCGUCAACACGGUGGGCAGAGGCAACAAGGUGAUCCGCUUAGCCGACCCGAUCCGCAACCAACGCCGUCUCGAAGAGUUCCAGUAG
Messenger RNA from Cutaneotrichosporon cavernicola, 3435 nucleotides. RefSeq lists its product as uncharacterized. Gene Ontology annotation, cellular component: Smc5-Smc6 complex; site of double-strand break; nucleus. Gene Ontology annotation, biological process: double-strand break repair via homologous recombination. Gene Ontology annotation, molecular function: single-stranded DNA binding; damaged DNA binding. Bases 1 to 3435 code for a protein of 1144 amino acids. The record is from RefSeq and is a predicted model, not a curated record. NCBI's taxonomy places the organism in Eukaryota, Fungi, Basidiomycota, Tremellomycetes, Trichosporonales, Trichosporonaceae. The transcript is spliced from 12 exons.